Messenger RNA from Drosophila nasuta, 1311 nucleotides. It is a transcript of the gene mms4, whose product is annotated as Methyl methanesulfonate sensitivity 4. Gene Ontology annotation, cellular component: nucleus; Holliday junction resolvase complex. Bases 71 to 973 code for a protein of 300 amino acids. Gene Ontology annotation, biological process: resolution of meiotic recombination intermediates; mitotic intra-S DNA damage checkpoint signaling; replication fork processing. The record is from RefSeq and is a predicted model, not a curated record. Gene Ontology annotation, molecular function: crossover junction DNA endonuclease activity; DNA binding. Lineage: Eukaryota; Metazoa; Arthropoda; Insecta; Diptera; Drosophilidae. The transcript has 2 exons.
AACACUGUUCCUAUUGUUUUUGUCCAAGUUGGCGCUCGAUUUUCGCGUUAUUCAUUUAAUUUAAUUGAAAAUGGCAAACAAGAUGGAUAAAUUACAAAAACAAGCCAUCAAGGAGCAGCAGAAACGUAUCCGACCCGGCGAGUGCCUGAAAUAUGUGCGUCUCGUGUUGGACACCGGCCUGCAACAGCAUUCCCUGGGCCAGGAAUUAAUUGCACUGCUGAAUAGAACAGAUUUAAAAUAUGAAAUACGCAGUUUGCCGGCAAGGAAUUGUAUUCUCUGGGAACGUAAUGUGGGCCAGCAGACCUUUGUGGCGGGCUCAGCUGCUUUGGACGAUGCCUGGCAAAUGGAGCCACAAGUUCUGAAAAUCUUUAGUAAGCGGGAAUUUCAGGAACAACAACUGGGCUGCCUUGGAGUCCAACUCCAUGAAGCCUUCACCAUAUCCAACUGUAAGUUCACAGUGAUUGUGCCGCGACUGCGUGGUAACGAGGCAAAUGCAUUGAUUGAGCUGCAGUUGCUGCAACAGCUGCAAGUGGAGCAACUGCCUCCGCCCCAUGCCCAGGAGCUGUUGGGGCUGCUUCAGCGAUACACUAAAGCGAUUGCUGAGACGCCCUUCAAGCGGCAGCGUCAGGCGAUACUCGGCAGCUUCAAAAAGUAUCUGGCCAACGACAACAAACAAUGUGUGCGCGUGGAGCAAGGACAUGGCUUUGGUCGCCUCUGGCAGCAGCAUCUAAAUAGAUUGCCACUCGUCACGCUGGAAGUAGCUGAAUCUAUCAUAGCCCAGUACCCGUGUCCAAAGCGACUGCUGGAGCACUUUCAUAACGAUCCUAAAGAUGCAAUCCAGUUGCUGGCGGACAUCAAGAUCAAACGGAGCAAUGGACCUCAACCAUUGCAGUCGGAGAGGCGGAUUGGCAAUGUGCUCAGCACCAAGCUGCACACUUUGUACAACACCAGGGAUCCGAACACUUUAAUAUAGUCUUCAUCUUCGACUUCAAUGAAAAAAGAACUAAAUAUUUCGUAUAAUCGACAAAGAGCUUAGCUCCCAAUUGCUGAUCUGUGGUCUAAACGACAGAUAAGAUUCAACGAUGAUACUAUAUAUAAUCUGACCUCUGACUGAGAGAGGCUUAUUGAUAAUGAAAUUAGAAGUUGUGAUUGCUUAAAAACAGGAAAUUGUCAAGAAAUAAAAAUUAAUAGUGAGUUAGUUAAGUUAAAUUAAUUAAGUUAAGUUAGCUAAAUUAAUGUUAGUCCAUAUAUUUUUUAAUUAUAAAAUAAAUAUCAUUUACAAAAAUAGAAAGAACAAAUUUAAAAAAAAAA